This is a messenger RNA of Rosa chinensis, 1231 nucleotides long. Its product is annotated as CBS domain-containing protein CBSX2, chloroplastic. The record is from RefSeq and is a predicted model, not a curated record. The transcript is spliced from 7 exons. The coding region runs from base 168 to 902 and encodes 244 amino acids. NCBI's taxonomy places the organism in Eukaryota, Viridiplantae, Streptophyta, Magnoliopsida, Rosales, Rosaceae.
ACUGCAACCUGCUCAGAGAAUCUCAUUCUAUUUCUAUCCCACCCAACCAGACCUUUCCCCUUCCAAAAAUUAAAUAUUAAAUUCCUAAAAAUUAAAAAAAUAUUAUCUCGAUUUGGUUCCUCAUCAGCUCAGCUUUAGUUUUAGUUCCAUCAAAAUCAAAACCUGCUAUGAUGGGCUCAAACUCAAUCCAAAUCCCAAUCGCUCUGGCCUAUCACACCUCCCCUCCUUCUUCUCUUUCACCUCUCACCUUCUCCCUUCCUCUACUUCCUCGCGCGCCUUUACCUCCCUCUCUACGACGUCGUUUCCAGACUCUCCGCCUCGCAAUCCAUCGCCGCUCUUCAAUUCUCGCCUCCUCCUCCUCCGCGGCCGGCGUCACCAAUUCCGCGCCGAGAAAUGGAAACUACACCGUCAGCGAUUUCAUGACCACCAAAGAGCAUUUACACGUCGUUAAACCCUCCACAACCGUCGACCAAGCAUUGGAUUUUCUGGUGGAGAAGAGAAUUACCGGAUUUCCUGUGAUUGAUGAUGACUGGAAGCUGGUUGGUGUUGUUUCGGAUUAUGACUUGUUAGCAUUGGACUCCAUAUCAGGAAAUAUAGGAGGUGGUAGUCAACAUGACACAAACUUAUUUCCAGAUGUGGACAGUUCUUGGAAGACAUUCAAUGAAAUACAGAAAUUGCUUAGCAAAACGAAUGGAAAAGUUGUUGGCGACUUGAUGACACCUGCUCCACUUGUUGUUCGUGAAACCACCAACCUAGAAGAUGCUGCUAGGUUGUUGCUUGCGACAAAAUAUCGCCGACUGCCAGUUGUAGAUAGUGAUGGCAAGCUGGUUGGGAUCAUUACAAGGGGAAAUGUUGUUAAAGCUGCCCUUCAGAUAAAACGUGGUAGUCAAAAAUUAGCUUAGUUCAAAGGAACAUUGUUGGAGCUCAUACACAUGCACAAUGAGCUAGCUAGAAGUUCAUGAACUCGAAUAUGUCACCAUUAUUUCUGCCGCACACAGGCUGAACCUGUAGUUGCAGCGAUUAACUAAGAGAGCCAAUUAUAGUAUUGUAGAUUGCUCUAUAAGAGGGUUGUCCUUGUAUUUUUCAUGAAAUAUAUAUAUGUAUAUUUUAGGCUUGUAAUUGAUCAACAUUGUCUAGGUCCUCUAGGAUCAGACCUGAAUUUUGUAUUAUAAGUAAUUUCUUAUACUUCACAGAUUAUUAUGAUCUCAGAACCAUGAGAAUUUAAUUUUUA